Messenger RNA from Solanum pennellii, 867 nucleotides. RefSeq lists its product as uncharacterized. The coding region runs from base 1 to 867 and encodes 288 amino acids. The transcript is spliced from 3 exons. The record is from RefSeq and is a predicted model, not a curated record. Lineage: Eukaryota; Viridiplantae; Streptophyta; Magnoliopsida; Solanales; Solanaceae.
AUGGACGAUGAGGUAAGGGCAACCUUUCUUCAAAUGGCCCAGGCCAUCACUACUCAUGCUCAAGGCAUUACGACACAAGCUAACCGAGAGGUUGUACCUCCAAAGAACCAACAUGUUAGUACUAUGGCUACCCGUUUGAGAGAUUUUACGAGGAUGAAUCCUCUAAUGCUCUUCGGGGAUGAAAUGAGCCGUUAUGUAGCGGGCUUGUCCGAAGAGCUUGAAGAAGAAUGUUUUGCCUCUAUGAUUCAUGAUAACAUGGAUCUUUCAAGGAUGAUGGUUCAUGCACAACAAGUAAAGGAGAGUCAUCUAAGGAAGAAGAAUAGAGAAGCUAAGAAGGCAAGGGUGCGUAACUCUAAAUAUCAAAAGGGGAGAAAUGUUGAUUCACCAAGAGAAAGACCAACUUGUGGAAAGUGUGGUAAGAAACAUGUGUGUGAAUGCCUUGUUGGAACGAAUAGUUGCUAUGGUUGUGGAAAAAGUGGCCAUAUGCUUAAAUAUUAUCCUAAUGUGAAGGUUCAAGGAAAGGGAAAUAGCCAAGUUCAAUCAAGCAGUCCUAGCUCUGAAGCUCCAAAAAGGAACCGGUUUUAUGCACUCAAGGCGAGGGGUGAACAAGAGAGCUCUCAUAAUGUAGUAACUGGUAUGUUACAAGCCUUCUCUAUUAAUGUUUAUGCUUUGCUUGAUCCUGGUUCUACCCUUUCUUUGGUUACACCUUUGGUAUCUUGGAAGUUUGAUAUACUUCCCAAUGUUUUGGUUGAAUCCUUUUUGCUUUGCACCUCAAUGGGUGAUUUGGUAGUUGCAAGGAGAGUCUAUAGAAAAUGUCCUGUAAUGCUUCCCAGUAGAGUUACUCUUGUAGACUUGAUAGAACUUUAA